AUGGUGUCCGCCCGUUUUGCUCCCGCACUCCGGUCAAAGGUCGCGGUCUCGGUCGGCCCCCGCAUGUCCGUCCGGGCAUCGCACGACUUGACUGUUCUUAACCAGCCCAAGACGAACAAUGCUGUUCCCAUCACGCGUGAGGGCUCGCCCAUCGGCGGUCGCUCCUCGGUCUCCGGCCACACCGUGACCGUGUUUGGCGCGACCUCGUUCCUCGGCCGCUACCUCGUCUCCAAGCUCGCCAAGGACGGCACCCAGGUCAUCGUCCCUUACCGUGACGAGGACGCCAAGCGACACCUCAAGGUGGCCGGCGACCUCGGCCAGGUCGUGCCCCUCGAGUGGGACGCGCGCAACCCGGACCAGAUUCACGAGGCCGUCCGCCACUCCGACACGGUGUACAACCUCGUCGGCCGUGACUGGGAAACGCGCAACUACUCGUACAAGGACGUCAACGUCACUGCCGCGGCCCAGAUUGCGCAGAUUUCCGCCGAGAGCGGUGUCGACCAGUUCAUCCAUGUCUCGCACCUCAACGCCAACCCCAAUUCCACUUCCGAGUUCUACAGGACCAAGCACGCCGGUGAACGCGCUGUGCGUGACGCGUUCCCCAACGCGACCAUUGUUCGCCCCGGCCGCAUGUUCGGCGGUGAGGACUGGCUGCUCAACGCCGUUGCGACCUGGCCCGUCCUCGGCAAGCUCAACAACGGCAACACCCAGAUCCUUCCAGUGCACGUCGUCGACGUCGCCCAGGCCCUCAAGGUCAUGCUUGACGCUCCCGUUACGUCGGUGGCCUCCACGUUCUCUCUUCCCGGCCCCGAGAUGCACACGUUCAACUCGAUCGCGGCCCUCAUCUCGGAGCUCACCCUCAAGCCCGAGACUUCGAUGCCUGCCGUGCCCAAGUUGGUUGCGCAGAUCUUCUCCAACAUUGUCAACCGCGCCAUCUGGUGGCCGGUGCUCUCGCCCGACGAGCUCGAGCGCUACUACAUCAACGACGCCGGUGUCGAGGAGCUCUUGCGCCCUGACGUGUCGUCGUACCCUGCCGGCUGGGCGCCCGAGUUCCCGGACAACUCGGUGCCCGCGGUUGACGGCGAGCCCGUCAAGUCGUGGUCUGACCUCAUGAUUGAGCCCGACCUCAUUGGGGAGCACGCGAUCAAGUACGUUCGUCGCUACCGUAUCUCGGCCAACUUCGACGUCCCCGUUGAGAUCGGUCGCUUCAAGCGUCCCAAGCCAUACCAUGUUGUGCCCUAG
This is a messenger RNA of Cutaneotrichosporon cavernicola, 1242 nucleotides long. RefSeq lists its product as uncharacterized. Gene Ontology annotation, molecular function: protein-containing complex binding. Lineage: Eukaryota; Fungi; Basidiomycota; Tremellomycetes; Trichosporonales; Trichosporonaceae. Bases 1 to 1242 code for a protein of 413 amino acids. The transcript has 3 exons. Gene Ontology annotation, cellular component: mitochondrion. The record is from RefSeq and is a predicted model, not a curated record.